AUGGAGUCGAGAGGCUCGUCAGGUGUCUACCUUUUAACUUCUGCGGCGGCCAGGCUGUGGCGGGUGUUGGCGAGGGCGUGCGACUGCGGCGGACAUCGACACUCGUUGGCGAGGGCUGGUGCGCGUAGCAGGACAUCCGGCGAUGGCGACGGCGAUUUUGUGGCGAACGGACCUGGCUCAUCAGCGGCAACAGGGCGGCGUGUGGCCGGACGAGCGUCCAAGGCGCUGGCCCCGACGAGGAGCGACGUAUCGCAGCAACCACCACUGCACCCGUCCAGGGUGCGCCAGCUUUCGUCGUGGCAAGCAGCGGCAGGAGCUGCUGUCCUUUCUUUUUGCAGGCGUCCGUCCGAGCACGCCAGCAGCUCCUGA
Messenger RNA from Klebsormidium nitens, 369 nucleotides. Lineage: Eukaryota; Viridiplantae; Streptophyta; Klebsormidiophyceae; Klebsormidiales; Klebsormidiaceae. The record is from the annotation of a GenBank genome assembly.